Messenger RNA from Acipenser ruthenus (sterlet), 2515 nucleotides. Its product is annotated as syntabulin-like. Bases 284 to 2074 code for a protein of 596 amino acids. The record is from RefSeq and is a predicted model, not a curated record. Lineage: Eukaryota; Metazoa; Chordata; Actinopteri; Acipenseriformes; Acipenseridae. Gene Ontology annotation, cellular component: vesicle; cytoplasmic microtubule. The transcript is spliced from 7 exons. Gene Ontology annotation, biological process: axonal transport of mitochondrion; synapse maturation.
UUGUCCAAUCCCAUCACUGCUCUCGACUGCUGGAGUAUCACAAUCAAGUGCCAGAGCGCUAGGACCAGAAGACUGAUGCCGAUCACCCCUCGAAGGAUAUCAAUUAAUUUUACUUUACAUACCUUCGCGCAGUUUUACCAAAUAAAAGAGCCUAUUUACUAGAAAUAUUCAGAAAUUGUAUAUUGCAUCCUGGCCGGAUACGAAGAUCCAUAGCCUACCAGUGUGGAUUUGUGUUGAAAGACAUUUCUGAGGUUCCCGUGAAAGAAGUGCUGUUUCAAGCGGAAUGGGACCUUUCCAAGAAUACGAGGAACAGAAGAAGCAAGAGAAGGAAACCCCCCGCAGUCGCAUUCCUCGCCUUGUCCUUCGACCGUACCGCCCUGACCAGAAAGGAUCGCUGGUGUCAGAAUCCCCAUUUUCAGAAGAGGAGAGUUCUGGACAUUCUGGAAGAACCAUUAGCAGCAAUAGCUUUUCCUCAGAUGACACUGGAUGCCCAAGCAGCCAUUCAGUGUCCCCUUCUAAGACUUCAUCAGACACAGAAAUCAGCCCAAUAGGCUUUCCUUCUCCUGAUGAAGAAAAGGAAAAUGUAAAGAAAACAAAAACCGAUGCCAUGGCUGAAUGGAAUGCUCCUCCCGGACGCUACAAGAGGGAACCAUGGCCAUGUCCAUUACAAAGAGGCAGUGAAGCUGACUUUAGUUCCUCAAGCAGUGCAGGCAGCAUUUCAGCACGGGAAGCUUCUGUGGCUGCACCAGGAAGCAAGAAGUCCUCUCUUACCCGCAGCUACAGAAGAACAAGCAUGGGUAGAUAUGCUUCCUGUGGUGACCACCAUGGCAUUAAACCACCAGCACCUGAGCAGUACUUGACUCCUCUGCAACAAAAAGAGGUUGCCAUUAGACACCUUAAAACUAAACUGAAGGACUCUGAGACCAGGCUUCAUGAAAAGGAAACUGAGAUCGAAGAACUGAAGACGCAACUGAGCCGCAUGAGAGACGACUGGAUUGAGGAGGAGUGUCAUAGAGUUGAAGCUCAGUUGGCCCUUAAAGAAGCAAGAAAGGAAAUAAAGCAACUGAGACAGGUGGUUGAAACCAUGAAGAACAGCCUAGUGGAAAAGGACAAAGGGAUUCAGAAAUACUUCAUUGACAUUAACAUUCAAAAUAAGAAGCUGGAGUCUCUGUUGCGCAAUAUGGAGUUGGCUCAGAAAGGGUCUUUGGGAGAUGAGCCGACUCUUGACUACAUUUGUACUUCGCCAGGCAAAUCCUUAGCUGGCAGUUCAACCUUUACCAAGGUGGAAGAUGGCAUGGCUCUGGAGGAUCAAGCAGCUGAGGAGAUGGCAGAUAGUGGCUUGCUUGUGAAUGACGAGAUGGCAAACAGGACGGAUUUCUUUGAGCAUAUCAUGUUGUCUUCUACAAUUGAACCAAUCGAUGACUCCCAAAUAAAGUUCAGUGCAGUUCAGUCCAAGAUGGUUAAAAGCGCAACAUAUAAGAAGAUACCUGCCCUGCCUUAUGGUAAUGUCCCCAUGAUUGAAGGUAAAACGGUGGUGACUGAAAAAGCCAUUCAGACCGAUGUUGUCCCCUGUGCUUCUGAUAUGCAAAACCUUCUCCUGCAUCUGAUGAAAUCGCAAUAUAUCGCCACAUUUUCUCCAGCUGCAGCUCAUUCUUUCACUGAAUACCCCAAAGCAGUACUAAACUUAACUCCCAGUGAUCCGAAUUCUGCUAUUUUUGCGUCCCCUGAAAAAUCGGAGGAUUCGGGCAUCUGUUCAGCGUCCAUUGAGAACCACAUUAUGAAGGAACUUGAUUUCGAUUCACUGGAUGAGGUGUCAAUUAGUAGCAAUCAGCAGACCACAGCAGUUGCGGAAAGGCAAUACUGGAGCAGAAGUUUCUUGCUGGAUCUUCUGGCAGUAGCUGUUCCACUUGUGCCGACAGUGGCAUGGCUAUUUUCAACCCAAAGAGGAGGAACUGACCCAGUUUAUAACAUUGGGGCACUGCUGCGUGGGUGCUGUGUUUUGGGCUUGCACAGUCUUCGUCGUGCACCUUCCACUGUGUAUUGUCCCAACAUUCAAACCCCUAACACCCACUAAAUGCACGAGUCUAAUCAAGAGCCCUUAAAUAUUAAAAAAACAUUUUAUAUAAUACAGGAUAUUUCUUUUUUUGGGCACUGUCACCCUGUAAAGUGUUUGCACUGUUUCAUUUAUAUACAGUAACUACUAUGGAAAGUUGUAAUACGUAAAACAAAGAAAUUAGUUAUAUGUGCAUAAGUCCAAUUGUGGUGUGUGUUGAUUUCAAAUACUGGAUAAAUGGUUAUGUUUUAAUUACAGCUGUUAUUGAUGCAAAUUAACUUAAGAAAUGCUGAUGUCCCUGUGUACAAAUGUCCCAAACCCUGUUGUUGUCAUUUUUGGUGAAUUAGAUUGAUUUCCAUAGUUCCUUGUGCUAGUGUAUUACAACUGUUUGUAUUUGUGCAUUCUAUGUCUUAUUAUGUAAAUGCUAAGAUGCUUAAAGUACAAAUGAAACCCAUCAAUGUG